This is a messenger RNA of Scophthalmus maximus (turbot), 1765 nucleotides long. RefSeq lists its product as uncharacterized. The record is from RefSeq and is a predicted model, not a curated record. Lineage: Eukaryota; Metazoa; Chordata; Actinopteri; Pleuronectiformes; Scophthalmidae. The transcript is spliced from 2 exons. Gene Ontology annotation, molecular function: protein binding. The coding region runs from base 162 to 1493 and encodes 443 amino acids.
GUCGCCACUUGCCAAGAAAAAAAGACGGAGAAGAGGAAGUGCUUGUCGCUCAAUGUGCGGCGUCGCGUCCGGUCGUUCCUUCAAAAUGUGUUCGUGACGUUCAACGCGAAUUUGGCAGCGACGAACAAGGCAACGGGCGAUCGAGCAGCGACCACAGCGCGAUGGCGCAGCCGCCUCGGCAGCUGCCGUCGGAGGUGUGGAACCACGUGUUCGGGUACCUGUCAGCGGCGGACAAGUUCCGUGUCCGCGCGUGCUGCAAGUACUUCAGGAAGCUCGUCGACCACGGCUCCCUGUGGAGGCACUGGGCCGUGGUGCUGGCGUUCCACGGCGGCUCCUACAACGGUCCCUUCUGGACGAGCCUCCGCCGCCGCAGGGUCACCGGCGCCGUGGUGCGGAGCACCAGGGUGAAGGACUGGAGGCAGCUCGCCCAGUCGCUGCCGGCCCUCACCACGCUGGUGAUGGACCAGAGCUCCCAGAAGAGCCUCGCCUGCCUGAGGGACUUCCGUCACCUGACGCGUCUGGCGGUGAGGAGCAGCUGCAGCUCUCUGCUGCUCGACGCCUCCACCGUGUCCGAGCCCGGGCGGCUGACCCACCUGAGCAUGUGCGAUGUCACCUUCCCCACCGCGGCGCUGGGCAGCGUCGUCUCCGCGGUCUCCCGGUUCUCCAACCUCACGUCCCUGGUCUGUCACCACAUGGGAGUCUUUGAGGAGACCAUCCUCAUGGUUCACUCCAUCCUCGGCUGCCUGCCAAAGUUGAAGCACCUGUCCUUGUCUGUUGUGCACAAGCUGUGCACCUUCCACAACGUCCCCGGCCCCGACCCGGCAGGGGGGGCCCAGGGCCCAGUGGAGGCCCCGGCCUUGUCCAGUUUGGAACUCAUCGACUGCAUGGAUCACUCGCUGCCCGAGGAUGCCAUGAAGCUGAUGCCUGGCCUGAAGAGCCUUGCCGUCUUCUACAGGCACUCGCACCAGGAGCUGCCCGACCGGCGGCCAUCGCCCGUGUGUCACCUGAGGACGUGGCUCAGUGACCUCCCUCAGCUGUCCACCCUGGCCAUCGUCAAGGGCCCGCCAGUCAACAAGUACGUCGCCUCCAUCCCGCCCACGGUGACCAGCCUCACGCUCUGCGUCUCGGGGUUGUCCUCGAAGGACAUGACCGCCAUGGCGGCGCGGGUGCCGGACCUCCUCCACCUUCACGUUGACCCCUGGCCCUCGCGUUUGGGGGCUCACACGGCCCGGAUCCCACUGCUCUUCCCGAAGCUCAGGCGGCUCAAACUUCGCCACGAACGCGUACCAGAGAACAAGUUCUUGGCCCUGCACCUGCUGCGGGACCUGCGGUACUUGGAGAUUCUGGACAGCCGACCACAUCUCCCAGAGCUUGCUGGCAAGCUCCAAGCCCUCACGAACUACAGACUUGAGAGCAGUGACUGCGUUGGACACCAGCGGUGUCCUGCUGUACUCCUCAUUGUGUGGUUCCCAAUCUGGGGGUCAGCCUCUUAACAAGGGUCACAAAGUGAACAUAUGGGAUCACAAGAUGAUGGAGAUAUGAAAGCCGACGGAUGUUUCUGCUGUGUAACAUUUUGUUUAAUUGUUUUCAGACUUUAAUCUUAACAAAACCAUCAGUGUGGGUCUAGCAUUUAUUCUAUCAUGCAUCACACUCAGGUAACAUCUGUUUAUUUCCCGGACUCAUAGCUGACCUUAACCCUACAUUUGUAAUAUAUAUUUGUUAUGAAAAAGGUAAUAAAAAACUGAUUUCUUUCACUGUGUUCUAA